AUGCCUAGAGAGCUGCUGGCCAUGAGGAUGCAGAUGACUGGACAGAUCAAUUUGGAGGUGGACGCAGCACCACAGGAGGACCUGACCAGAGUCAUGGCUGAGAUUCAUGAGCAGUACGAGUCCUUAAGUGCCAAGAACCAGCGUGACCUGGAGUCCUGGUUCCAGACCAAGACGUUGAACAAGGAGGUGGCGUCCAGCACAGAGGUUCUCCAGACCUCCAAGUCAGAGAUUUCGGAGAUCUGUCACACACUGCAGGGCCUGGAGAUUGAACUGCAGUCACAGCUCAGCAUGGUGAGCCGUAAUUAUUUACACGGACCACCAUUUAGGGGCUCCGGCCUCAGCUCCGGUCUCAGCUCCUCCAGCUCUGGCCUCAGCUCCUCUAGCUCCGGCCUCAGCUCCUCUAGCUCCGGCCUCAGCUCCGGCCCCAGCUCCUCCACCACACGCAUGGUGGUGAUCGUCACAGAGGAAAUGGUGGAUGGCAAGGUGCAAGCAAUGGGUUAA
Salvelinus namaycush (lake trout) is the source of this 501-nucleotide messenger RNA. RefSeq names its product keratin, type I cytoskeletal 13-like. The transcript is spliced from 4 exons. Gene Ontology annotation, molecular function: structural molecule activity. Lineage: Eukaryota; Metazoa; Chordata; Actinopteri; Salmoniformes; Salmonidae. The record is from RefSeq and is a predicted model, not a curated record. Bases 1 to 501 code for a protein of 166 amino acids.